Messenger RNA from Cutaneotrichosporon oleaginosum, 442 nucleotides. RefSeq lists its product as uncharacterized. The record is from RefSeq and is a predicted model, not a curated record. NCBI's taxonomy places the organism in Eukaryota, Fungi, Basidiomycota, Tremellomycetes, Trichosporonales, Trichosporonaceae.
AUUACAGUAUUACUCCAUCAUUUACUAUCGCAAGGCAAGCUCCGCCCUGUAUACCCGCUGCGUCGCACGCCCCACUCCUUCCAACGAAUGCCGGUCACAACAACCAUGCCGCACUCCUCCCGUCCACUCUGUUCUCCCAUCUCCCGAUUUUACCUGAUCGCCUUGACUCAGGUUGGCUGCCUUCCACUCAAGCACUCAAGCAAAUCGAGCACCAACGCAUUAAGAUCUGCAUUUCUACACCAUAACACCAUGGGCGUUCGUGAGCGAUCAUGGGCGACCAGGAACCCGCACACCACGUGGCAAAGGGCGGCUGUACGACUGGGCCAAUAGGGCUCAUCCCUGUCGCGGCUACAGCGGGGAGAGGAGAGGUAAUGCACAUUACCGCAUAGGUUGUCAGAGGUUUUGAUGGCUGCUGGAACGCAUGACAGGUAUCCUCCGAGAG